UCGCAACAUGUCGAUCUGGCCGGGGGACGCUGCCGAGCGCACUCGUCAUCCAACUCAACACACUCUCACGUCAGACACAACCAGCCACCCACACCAGCCACGAUGGACACGUUGACGAAGCAGCAUCUGGACUUGCUCCAUGCCAUGGAUGGCUUCAACGAAGCUGCCCUUGGCUCCUACUUUGAGAUUCACCCAGAUGGCCAGUACACCGCUGACCAGUACAUGGACGUCGAAGUGCCGGGACAGGACCAAUACAUGGCCGUGUCGCCGUCUUGGCUGAAUAACCAACAGAGCUUGCUGAAGAAGCAGCCGUGGUUCCGUGCAGCCCCGUACGGCAGACGAGAGGCGGUUGACGAGCUGCAAGCGGCGCCAGUGGGCACGUUCGUCGUGCGCCCGUCCUCCGACACCGGCAAGUACGCCAUCUCCGUCAAGCGCAAGAACGGGAACGUCGACCACAUGCUCAUCCUCCCAUCUUGGGGUGGCCCGGACAGCACGGCUCCUGGCCAGACGCAGUAUCGAAUCGGCACUUAUUCCUCGGCCCUCUUCAACACUGUUCCCAAGCUCAUCGCGUAUUACGUUGUGCACCCAUAUUUCGACGAUGAGAUGCUGGCUGGCAUUGUGCUGCCGGAAGAGCAGGAAGGCGGUUACAACUACAUGGAUGUGUGUCCCGUGCGGAAAUGAGGAUGGCCUGGUGUUAUCGUUUCAUUGUGUCACCGUGCAAUGGUGCCAUGCACCCUUCCUCCUUCCCCCUCCUCAACUCUGGUUGCGUCUCGGCUAUCAUUGUGCUUCCGCUCGCUUCUCAGCUUGCUUUUUCACCUCACCACCACCACCUUUCAUGCUUUCUGAUUGAUGAUUGUUGCAUUUUGACGGGUUACACAUUGCCUUGGACUCAUCCCCCUCCUCCUCAUCAUCAUCUUCUUCAUGCAUCAUCAGCACGUGCGUUAAACGGCUUUUCUUCCGUCUUGUUAAAGCCCAUCCACCAUAGACAACCCAAAUGGGACUGACAAAACAAAAAUGAAUUACCAUCUGUUCACGCA
This is a messenger RNA of Salpingoeca rosetta, 1037 nucleotides long. RefSeq lists its product as uncharacterized. The record is from RefSeq and is a predicted model, not a curated record. The coding region runs from base 103 to 681 and encodes 192 amino acids. NCBI's taxonomy places the organism in Eukaryota, Choanoflagellata, Craspedida, Salpingoecidae. The transcript has 5 exons.